GAUAGCCGCAACCGCGUGUAGGAAGCUCUGCUUCAGAGCAACGUUUUUUUUUUUCUUUGGUUUUUUUGGAAACCGUCUGACUGGUUCUUACCAAAAAACGUAGGAGCUCCCUUUGGGAAAAAGAUUUUGUUUAUGUUUUGACAUCUUUCGUGUAAGAAAAACCUGCGGAUUAAAUUAACGUCGGAGGUUCUGCCGGUAAGCUGUGUUUUGUUUCAGCGCUCACAGACUUUUACAGACGUAAUGCGAUUUUUGACCAGCUGCCGCGCUUUAUGCGGCAAUUGGAGUCAGUAUCCAUUAUGAGAGCUAUUUUUCUUCAGCUGUAUACGGUAGAACAAGAAGAACGUCUUUAAAAUUCCAGGAUUCCAUUUCGCCGCAGCUAUACUGAGAAAUAUUGUGGUCAGGAUCUGGAAUCUCUUAUCUUUCCUGUAAAUAUCGACACGACGACUCAUAUCGACCUACGACUCUCAACAGUCUUCGAGACUCUCUUUUUCGGUUGAGACCUUGACGAGAAGCCCUGUUGGGCAAAUUAUUCCGAACGCCUGCUACCUCUGGAAUGUGUUGGUGAGAUGGAUGUCAACAUGGACUUACGAAUGAACUUGGAUUAUAUUGUAGAGAACCCGGAUUAUACGAAGAAACUAGCUGGUGGUUUAGAUACAACGAAUGCAGCUCACAAGAAACAGAUAUUUGAACUCCUGAGUGCUCUUUGCGUCUACAAUAGCGAUGGUUACCAAAGAGCUCUCGAUACUUUGGAACAUUAUCGAGCUAGCAAGAAAGAAAGGUACCGUUUCAAGGUCGUAGUGGACGAAUUGCGCAGUUCCUCUGAUUUGGAUUACCUCUCGGCUGUAGUCGCUUUUGUCAACUGCACCAUCAUAUCAUCUAAGUCAUUGAAAGACAGGAUUCGUAUUCGGAAUGAAUUCAUCGGUUUGAAGAUUUUGGAUGCUAUAAGCAGACUAAGAACUACUUUUGCAGAGAGUACAGAUAGCGAGUUGUUUGUGCAAUUGGAUAUUUUUGAUGAGCAUAGAAUAUCCGAUGAAUGCCAAUCUACUGGUCCUAAUGGAGUUGAUUUAAAUAGCCAUCAAGAUGUGUUUUAUGCUAUACUGAGACAGGUUGCUGAGACUCCACAAGAAGUUCCUUUCCUGAGUAUUUUGCAGCACCUACUUCGUGUAGACACAUCCUUACCAAUAUCUGACAUUAUUUGGGACACUGCCGAAAAACUCGUUCAUCGAGCCACUCUCUGUGAAACAAAAGAAGACUCGGAGAAACUUUUAAGAGCUCCAAGUUAUCAUCACAGUUUGAACAAAUUACUCCGGGGACUUCAGGAAAGUGGAGGGCGCUGUCUAUGUUCUUGCCAUAACAAUGGAGAUAUUUCAGGCGCUCCAGCAGAUAGCAGAACACGAAAACGGACUCCUCUACAGUUAUCCUUUGGAGCACCUGAAGGUUCCAAAACUCCUGGUAUACUUAGCCCUACAAAUUCCUCAAUGGCUUUUAGUCCAGAACUAUUAGCAACAUUGUCCAGAGCAAUUUCACCGCCACCGAAACUCACCACUACUCCUGCUCCUCCAUCUAGCGGUGGCGCUCCGCCUCCACCACCACCAGCGGCACCUCCACCACCUCCUCCGCCACCAGGUGGUGGAGGACCACCACCUCCUCCGCCACCGCCACCACCACCUCUUUUAGGAGGGCCUCCGCCUCCACCUCCACCUCCUGGAUCACCUCGUGCUGUUUUUACGAAGCCUUUGACUCCCACUGCCGAAGUGCCUGAAGUAAAACUACCCCAGCAAGCUACCCCCAAGCCGAAAAAUAAGAUGAAGUCUCUGAACUGGACAAAGAUACCAAGUAACAAGGUUGUCGGACGUACCAACUUGUGGUCCCUCAUCGCUAAAGCUCAUGAUGGUAGCCCUAACAAUUUGGAUUUUGAGACAAUGGAAGGCUUGUUUUGCCAGCAAAGUAUGCUAAACGGUCAACAAUCACCAAGGCUCGGUACCCGAAAUGACAAGAAUGGAAGGGACAGUCUUGACAGAAAAAAGAGAGAAUCCUCAGAGAUCAAUCUUUUGGACGGAAAACGAAGUUUGAAUGUCAAUAUUUUUUUGAAACAAUUUCGAAGUUCCAACGAUGAAAUAAUCGACAUUUUAAAACGAGGAGCCCACGAAGAAAUUGGAGCUGAGAAAUUGCGUGGCCUUUUGAAAAUCCUUCCGGAAUCUGACGAAAUCGAACUCUUACGAAAUUACAGUGGGGAUAGACCCAAGCUUGGGAAUGCUGAAAAAUUUCUUCUACAGCUCAUAGAAUUGCCAAAUUAUAAACUUCGAUGCGAAGGAAUGCUUCUUAAAGAAGAAUUCACAUCAAAUAUGGCUUAUCUGGAACCAGCAAUCGAAAGCAUAGAAUCUGCUGUGGAGGAACUGAAGCAUUGUAGAGCACUUCAUGAAAUUCUGUACAUGCUGCUGGUAGCGGGGAAUUUUCUCAAUUCUGGAGGAUAUGCUGGAGAUGCAGCAGGAUUUAAAAUGAUGUCUUUGCUCAAGAUAGCUGAAAUUAGAGCCAAUAAACCAGGAAUGAACUUAAUCCAUUACGUAGCUCAAGAAGCAGAAAACAAAUUUCCAGAGUUGUUGAAAUUUCCGGAGUAUUUGCCCAGUUUAGAAGAAGCUUCAAAGCUUUCCAUUGACAACUUGAAAUCGGAAAUCACUAAUUUAAACAACAAAGUAUCGAAAAUCUCUCAACAAGUUUCAAUUUCCGGCGAAGAUGUGAAAGAGCAAAUGGGAGAAUUUUUGGACUUCGCUCGUCGAGAAGUGAUGGCUCUCCAGAAAGAAAUCGAUGGACUGGAGAAGAAGCGAGAAGAUAUGGCUGAGUUUUUAUGUGAAGAUCUACAAUCUUUCAAACUUGAAGAUUGUUUUAAAAUUUUUCAGAACUUCUGUCAAAAAUUUAAAGCUUCAAUAGAGGAAAAUGUAAAGCGCCGCCAGCAAGAAAAGAGAGCAGAAGAACGAAGAAAGCAAAGAGAAGAACAAUUAGCUCUAAAGAAGAAAAUUUCUGGAGAUACAAGACCUUCGUCCUUUUCUGGAAGUGAAAGUGACAACGUCAUUGACAUGCUUCUGGGUGAUAUUCGUGGUGGAUUCAACCGUUUUGUCGACAAUGGCAAGUCAGCCCGCGGGUCAGGAAAAGCAAAACGUUCAUCUCCUGAUGGAUCUGCUACUGCCAUAGAGCUGUGUCGAAUGAAUAGUCUCACAUCUAGUGUGCCUUCUGAGGAUGAUCCUACAGCUUCACCAAGGGUCAUACGCCGCAGAAUUGGAUCUUCUAACUCUGUUGCAAAUGGUUCUGGAGGUGACUUAGAUGGAUUCGACACUCAGUCACCAGAUGUCACGCCUAACAGUACACUACAACGACGGAGACAAAGACUGUCUUCAGAAGACAAAGAUGACAGUUUGAUCGAUUUCUUGAGGCAAACCGCUGAUGCCGAUGCUGCCAGAGCCGAAAAAUACAAAGGUCCAGAUAGUGGGUCAUUGGACAGAUCAAUGAUUAGAAGGUCAUCAAGAAGGAGAAGACCUGAGUUAGCUGCAGUUGAGUUGAUCGACAGAGAGCGUCCAGCAUCUCCUGGGCCUUCACCGUUAUUAGAAAGGAAGCCGAUGACUCUAGAUUCAGAGGCUAAUAAGCCUAAGCAGUGGCGUAUUAAAAUCGAAGAAUGGCUGCAAGAAAACGAAAAAGAACAAGCAAGAGAAAGAAAACUGAGAGAGAAAAUUGCCAUGGAACGCUGGAAACGUCAAGAAAUGGAACAACGGGAAGCAGAUUUGUCUUCCUCCCCCAUAGAUAAAACUGAUGAAAUUAAAUCUUCUGCUAAGAAUUUAGAGACACUUCAUGAAGCCAAAACUGAUUCUGAAGUGUAUGCUAAUAAGAAGAAGGUCACUGAAAAAUCAAACACUAAAAAGUGUCCUGACGCGGAGGGAGGUUCGCCUUUAAAAGAUAAAUCAAAAUGGCGCAAGAGUAAUCUAAAUGUUGCAAACAGUAGUGAAUCGAUUGAUGAUGAACGCAGGAGGAAUAGAAGCAGAAAGCCGAAAUCGGAUGCAGAAGAGGAAGAAACUAUCUCAUUCUACAUUCGAAGUCCAGAAGUUGUAGAAAUCGUGAAUGAGUGUGAUUCGAAAGAAUUCUUCCCACAAAAGCCACCUUUAGAAACUUCAACUGUUUCAGCCUCGCCCAUCUCGGUCGCAAAUUUCUCUAGUUCCGAUAACACACCGAUAAAAACUCAAAAUAUGCAAGAAAAAAUCAAUGAAGCAGAUGAAAAAGAACAGUCGCAGACCUCUCAGAACUUGAAUGGACCCAAAAAUGUUGUUUUGAAUGAUGACAACGCUGGAAUAUCAAUUGGGCGAAGCCGCUUUUAUCAAAGUAUGAAAGAGCCGUCUCUAAAUAGGGAAGAUCACAUAGUUAAUAAAAGUGCUGCGUUGGACGAUCAAAUGCUUAAUAAUGCAACAGCACAAAAAUCAGCAAAUAAAUAUUUUGGGGAUAAUAAUGAGAAACUGACAACGGAAGAAGAUACAAAAAUUCAUCCUUUGGAAAAAGACGAAGAAGGAAACUUUGAUAGGUUUUCAUUUAUGAGAAAAACAACACGGCGAACUAAACCAAGGCACAAAAUAUCAGAUCCCGAAGUCAAAAAUUCUGAAAAUAAUGAAAAUCAAAGCAUAAGCAGUGACGUUCCAGAACCUAAGGAAAUAAUAGAAUCUUUAGAGCAACAGUGUAAAUCAGAUGCAGCUUUGAAGACUGAUAAAGAGAACAUUAAAGAAAUCGCAACAACUGGCAAAGAAGCCCAAACUGUAAGCGAAGAAAAAAGUAAGAAUCGAGGAUUAUUUACCAAAAAUAUUACUGAUAGUAAUAGAAUACCAGAAAACAAUGAAGAUACGAAACGAAAAGAUAAAUCUUCGACUUCCUUAAAAGCUCGACUUUCAAAACGAUUGCUUUCUCUAACAGAAAAUCUUAAAGUCGGAACAAAAAAUGCUGAACCAACUGAUAACAGUACUUCAAAUCCGUCAACACCGAGUAUCAAAUCAACUGUGGAGGAUAGGAGAAUAUAUUUACAAGAGCCUCCUUGUCCUAGAAUAGAAAAAGUACUGAAUGAAAGACGAGCUAGUUUGAAAGAAGAAAAACCAAAUCCUAUUAUGGAACAUAGAGAGAAAGUUUUGUCGCGUCCUCGGCAAGAUAUAAUUCAAUUACCUCAUAAAAAUAAACAAAAUCAAUACAAUCCUCUUAUCUCAGAACCUAAGAUGUUAAGAGAAAGUUAUAUAGCCGAUACAAGCAACAUUAAGGUUGUUCAUGCUAUGCCUGUAAAUCAUGAUUUCAAAACAUUUGAAACUUGUCCUGCUCAAAAUAAAGGAAAAGAUGAAUCUGAGAAAGAUGAAGGGUUCGAAGAAACCCAGUCUCAGCUUUCCGAAGUAGCAUCUCAGGAAGCAGGUUCCAAUUAUGAUACUGAUUUGGCCGACUCUCCAAGAAGUAUAAGGCAAACAAAAAGCACUAGACCAGACAAUCUACCAAUAAGCCAAGAAAGCACUUCACCUGAAACUUCCCUUGAAAUUGAAAAAAGCGAUGAAGAAAAAAGCAAAUUGAAAGAAAGUACAAUUACAGUGAGUUCUCCUAAGGAUAGAACUAUUGGUAAACGAAAUUCCUUCUCUAGAUCAACACUGCCUAACACGAGAUCUCUACCGGUUCGUCAGAAUAUGCAGGAAAAGCAAACUAAUUUGUCUCGAAAAUUACCCCAGAAUUCUACUCCUAUGAGAUCUAAUUCAAUCCGUUCGCGAAAUACCUCUAAUGAUAAAAUCGCUUCAAGACAAAACAGCCCUCUUAUUAAAUCCCCAAUUGUAAAUAAAUUUCCUUUAACAAGGGAACAAAAAUAUAGCAGUGCUAGAAAGAAUUCGCAGGAAAGUGUGUACAGCUCAGGAAGCAGAAGUCCUUCAUUAAGGGGUUCAAGGUUAACCAAAAAGGACUCCAGCCCAAAGAUUGGCCGCAGAGUCGCGGGAUAUACAAAGGCCAUAAACUCCAUGACUAACAAUUUGAGAGGUGGAAAGCCAUUUGAAAAUUAUGAUGUUACUCAAUCUAUGCCACCUACUCCGUCUGAUGAACAUAAAACUUUUAUGUCUAGUCUGAAAGCUUCCGAUAAUGUAAAAAAGACUCGCUCAAGCUCAUCCGUUCAUAGCCCUCGAUCUCAGAGUAGGCGUUCCAGCGAAAGAUCUUUAAAUGGAUCUAUUGGACUUUCAAGCAGAAAGGGAAGUGAAAAAUCCUUGUCUAGAAGGUCAAGCGACAGAAGUUUAAAUUUAUCUAGGAAAUCAAGCGAAACAUCUGUUAUUACAGUCAAGAGUGCAAAUAGGAGAACUCCAGUAAGGCCAAAACCAACUCCCUCACCUCAGACUAAUGCCAAAUCAGCCACAACUAGUCUUCGAGCAAAUGUAUCUAAGACUAGACCUUUAAACUCAAGAAGCCCAAACCAAACAAAGCAGCUGCCUAUUCCUACAUCAACUAAUAAACCGAUUGCUAGAUCAAAUUCUAGUACAAAGCCAACCUCAAAUAUUAAAUCCAACGCGGCCGUUCGCCGGACAUCUAGCGACAAAUCUUGCAGUUUUAUGAAAGCCACAUCUGCAUCAACUGCAAAAUCAGCACCUACGAAGUCCAACCUUGAUUCAACCACGAAUAGAAUGCCAUCAAGAUCACCUUCCAUUAAAGUUGAGAUGUCUGCUAAAUAAAAGAGAACGGAGGAAAAGUAUUAUCCAAAACUGAGUGAAAGGUUGUAAACCAAAAAUGUAUCCUUAUUUUGACAAUUAUUCACAAACUUUAUUCUUACAAAAUGACACUUAUCCAUCAUCCAAAUGUAUUCAAGAUACAACUUUGCUUUAUUUCAACUGUUUGUUAUAUGAUGUUUUUAAGCCUCCUCAGCCAUCUGUAAAAUUAUCAGGAUCUUAACAUCCAUAAAUUUUAUGUAUUUUCACAACUGAAUAAAACAAAGCUUAUUUCACAAAA
Argiope bruennichi is the source of this 6981-nucleotide messenger RNA. Its product is annotated as formin-J-like. Gene Ontology annotation, molecular function: actin binding. Lineage: Eukaryota; Metazoa; Arthropoda; Arachnida; Araneae; Araneidae. The transcript is spliced from 21 exons. The coding region runs from base 567 to 6707 and encodes 2046 amino acids. The record is from RefSeq and is a predicted model, not a curated record. Gene Ontology annotation, biological process: cellular component organization.